GCAGCACCAACAGCUCUGGAUCUGCAGAUGAGUCGGGAGGCGCUCAGGGGAAGCCCCAGGGGUGUUUUGCGUCACUGGGCCAGGUUGCCUAGCACUGCUGCGACUGUGGAGAAGGGACACCAGCUCCAGGGCCCCGUCUGAUCCUUCCCCGUGCGUGUCCUGUUUGAGAGCCACACGCUGCUGAGGACGGAGCAGAGGAGCAGCCAGGGUGAUGGCGGCUAGGGCAGAGACGCUGGAGCUGCCCUUCACCUGCGACGAGCAGCUGACGCGGCGCAUGCGGCUGCGGUUCCAGAGCCUGCAGCAAAGGAACAUGAGGGCCCAGGACGGGGAGAGGCUGCUGCACCCCAAUGAGCACAUCUUCCGAGUGGAUUUCAUCCAGCAGCACCAGCUGCGCUUCCUCCGCUGGGACAUGCAGCUGGAGAGACCCGGCAAGGUCACGGUGACGGGCACCUCCCAGCUCUGGACUCCUGACCUCACCCACCUGAUGAACCGGCAGCUGCUGGAGCCAGUGGGAAUCUUCUGGAAGAAGCCGGGGACCGAGGAGGUGGAGUGCAAUGAGGCAGAUGCCCAGGAGUUUGGGGAGAGGAUAGCAGAGCUAGCCCAGAUCCGCAAGGUUAUGUAUUUUCUCCUCACUUUCACUGGUGGCCUUGAACCAGCUCAGCUGAAAGGCUCCAUUGUUUUUAAAGCCUGAUCCCCUCUUGCUCAGCUUUUCUCCUUCCAGCUUUGUUUCUUUCAGUUCAGUUCUUUGUUCCAUUUUUGCAUCUGUUUUUUUUUAUUUUUUUCUUUUUAAUGAAAGCCAGCACUGUGGUAAAGCAGAGAACAGCUCAGUGCUCCUGGAUCCCCUCAGCCCUGUGAAAUAUUCCCCAAAUGUGCUGCCCUCUGUCUAAAUGAUGGGGAGAAGGGGACCAUGAGCUUGCUGCUGCAUUUGCCUGGAGUAUAAGACUAUGUGCUUGUGAAUUCAUCAGGGAUUCAUACAGGAUCUUACUGGCUUGGAAAUACAAGGCUGCCCUAAAUCCUCUCACUGUAGCAACUGCACACCAAAAACCCACUGGAAAAAUGAGUAAUUGCCAUACCAGAAACCAUCAGGGACCCCUGGAGAGAGCCCUGCUUUCCAGUUUCCAUCCUAGCCAUUGUUUGUGAUGGAGUUCCUCUCCUUGCAAGGUGCUGAGUGCUUACAGGCUCUGAUGACUUGUGCUGCUGCUGUGGCUGCUUGGAGUCUCUGAAGACCACUCCCAUGGAGAAUCCACCUUGCUGUGAAGCUGAAGUACAUACACCUGGACUCACUCAAUGUGUUCUGCAGAUUGUAAACCCACUGGACUAAUGGGGAGGUUGGACCAACCUUUUCUGACCACUGCCAUCAUUUCUUGCAGGGGGAGGGUGGAAUUUGUUGGUCCAAGAUGGAUGGAGCAGAUGUGUGUGUGUGGGGGCUGAGCCAGCAGCUCAGAGCGGCCUAGGCCAGCAAUGAGUCCUCUGCAGCAGAGCUAAUUUGUGCUUUGUUCUGUCCUUAAAGCAUCCAUGAAAAUAUUUACUCUGAAGUGUCUACAGAGAGCCGUGAGGCUGCAGAGCACUUUGCAAGCCACAGAGCAGGAACCUGCUGCUUCUGUCCCUGAAAACACAGGGAAGGGUGACCAGGGGAGCA
Zonotrichia albicollis (white-throated sparrow) is the source of this 1639-nucleotide messenger RNA. RefSeq names its product olfactory marker protein (gene OMP). Gene Ontology annotation, biological process: signal transduction; sensory perception of smell. The record is from RefSeq and is a predicted model, not a curated record. Lineage: Eukaryota; Metazoa; Chordata; Aves; Passeriformes; Passerellidae.